This is a messenger RNA of Mercenaria mercenaria, 5095 nucleotides long. Its product is annotated as ATP-dependent translocase ABCB1-like. The transcript is spliced from 28 exons. Gene Ontology annotation, biological process: transmembrane transport. Gene Ontology annotation, cellular component: membrane. The record is from RefSeq and is a predicted model, not a curated record. Gene Ontology annotation, molecular function: ATP binding; ABC-type transporter activity; ATP hydrolysis activity. The coding region runs from base 373 to 4569 and encodes 1398 amino acids. Lineage: Eukaryota; Metazoa; Mollusca; Bivalvia; Venerida; Veneridae.
UUUAGAACAAACGGGUAUAUAAUCUCUAUAUUUGUAAAACAGAGAGGAAAUAGCUUAAAAUAUGCUGAACGGGUACAUUUGUAACAGUUUAACAAACAAUAUAGUUAUAGGCAAACAGCAAGCUAUAUAAAGGGUGAUAUAACACCUGUUGUUAGAUUAAUAUUGACUGGUUUGGUAUUAACAGUUCAACAGAGGGAAUAUAUUGGAUUGACCUACAUGCGUCAAUAGACAUUUACAAUUCUUUAAAAUUCAAAGUUCAUUUUAUUUAACACUAAGACAAUAAAAAAAAACUGUAUGUUCGAGCUUUAAGAAAACAAGGCGAAUAUUUUGUUGUUUUGGGUGUAUGUAUGGAUUUGUAAGAACAAAGGAAUAAUGCAUAGCGGACGAGUUACACCUGCUGAACAAUCCGACGAAAAUUCGAUAAAUGGUGUACCCGAUUCUACCCAGAAUUCCCCGGAAAAAGUAGCGAAACAACCAGUCAUUGAAGACAGUCCAAAACAUAUAACACCUCCCCCAAAAUAUCAAGAAGUCUACGAUAUGAACGGAAAGUCAGAAAAACCAAACAGCAGCGUUGCAGUGAACGGUUUUCACGCGACGAAUUUCGACAAAAGUGUGGAUGAACUUCCAACGAAAUCUUCAAAGGGAGCGGAAGGGAGCCAAAAAGAUGGAGACACAGAUAGUAAAACUGAUGAGAAGAAAGACAAAGUGGGACCAAUGGUGGGAAUUUUCGAAGUGUUUCGGUAUUCUACAAAAAGAGACAAACUUUUUAUGAUAUUAGGGACGAUAUGCGCAAUGUGUCACGGGUCAGCAUUCCCUCUCAUGAUAAUCGUCUUUGGUGAGAUGAUUGAUCUUUUCGUCAUUUCCGGCAAGUUCGAGUAUGUCGUGAACCAGCUCGUCAACCUUGGAACAAUGGCUAAGCUAAACUUUACUUCCGCCCAAGUGAUAGGGGACCCGGAUUUACUACAACCACACAUAUCGUUCAUAAAGACAGACACGAACAACACAGUAGAUACAACAGUCAUACAAGACGCCAUUAACAACGACCUUCUUGAAGUGAUGCAAAGAUAUGCCAUCUACUUCAUAGCAAUCGGUCUUGGUGUCAUGGUGUUGGGUUAUGGUCAGGUCAUGUUUUGGAUGACAGCCUCAGAGAGACAGACGCACAGAAUACGUAAACAUUUCUAUAGAAACGUUAUGAGACAAAAUAUUGGCUGGUUUGACACGCAUGAAUCUGGGGAGAUGAAUUCUAGAUUGACAAGUGAUAUUUCAAAAAUUCACCAUGGCAUUGGUGACAAGAUCGGAACGUUUGUGCAGUGGUUUACAGCGUUUCUGAUGGGGUUCACGGUCGGGUUCGUGUAUGGCUGGAAACUAACCCUGGUAGUUAUUGCCAUCAGCCCACUCCUCGCUGGGGCCGCUUUUGUCAUGUCAAAGUUGGUGGGUAUGGCGUCGGGGGCAGAACUUAAAGCGUACGCCAAAGCCGGCGCUAUUGCUGAAGAGGUUAUGGGUGCUAUUCGCACGGUGGUGGCAUUUGGAGGUGAAGAGAAAGAAUGUGAAAGAUACAAUGCUAAUCUGAUCGAAGCACGAGACCUAGGUAUAAAGAAAGGCCUGGUGAAUGGUAUAACCCUGGGUGUGGUAUGGAUGAUCAUGUUUCUCGCCUAUGCGCUUGGGUUCUGGUACGGAGCUAAACUGUCUAGGGAAGAACCCGAAAACUACACCAUUGGAAAUGUCAUGAUAGUAUUCUUUGCUGUUUUAAUUGGUGCCUUCUCCCUGGGAAAUGCUGCACCUCCGCUUCAGAGUUUGUCAGUGGCCAGAGGAGCGGCCUAUAUCGUGUACCAACUUAUAGAACUGGAGCCACCAAUUGAUAGCUACUCAACAAAAGGGGAGAAGUUACAGAACUUCCAGGGAAGCAUUAAGAUACAGGAUGUGCAUUUCACCUAUCCAUCAAGACCAGACUCUAAGAUAUUACAUGGAGUCAACCUUGAGAUAAGCCGAGGUCAGACGGUGGCCCUGGUAGGGGCUAGUGGAUGUGGCAAAUCUACUAUUGUACAACUUAUACAGAGGUUCUAUGAUCCUGAUUCUGGAGAGAUUCAGAUAGAUGGUGUGAACCUAAAAGACAUCAAUUUGAAAUGGUGGAGAGAACAUAUCGGAAUUGUAAGCCAGGAACCAGUACUGUUUGGUACUACCAUUGGGGAAAAUAUUCGAUACGGACGCGAGGAUGUUACACAGGAAGAAAUUGAGGCUGCUACAAAAAUGGCCAAUGCCCAUGAUUUCGUUAUGGCACUGCCUGAGAAAUAUGACACCAUGGUUGGUGAGAGAGGUGCACAGCUCAGUGGAGGACAGAAACAGAGAAUUGCUAUUGCACGUGCCCUCGUGCGUGAUCCUAAAAUCUUGUUGCUGGAUGAAGCCACAUCGGCCCUGGACACCGAAAGUGAAGGAGUAGUACAAGAGGCCCUGGAAAAAGCAAGUCAUGGUAGAACAACAAUAGUUAUUGCCCACAGACUGUCUACAAUCAAGACAGCUGAUAUGAUUGCUGGCUUUAAGGAUGGUAUUAUUGUUGAGAAAGGAACACACUCCGAGCUGGUGACCAAAAACGGAAUUUAUCAAAACCUUGUGAACAGACAGAGUACCAAGACAGUUGACGAUGAAGAAGUGGAGAUAUUUGAAAAAGCAGCUGAGAACACACCAAAAAAGAAAGCAUUGAAAACACAACAUUCCAUGAUUGUUUUCCCGGAACAUAAAAAGGAAGAGGAAGCGGGAAAAGCAGAUGAGGAGAAGAAAGAGGAAGAGGUGAAUUCAGGUUUGAUGAGAAUUUUGAAGAUGAAUGCCUCAGAAUGGUGGAGCAUUAUGCUUGGUUGUAUCGGCAGUAUUUUAAAUGGGGGACUCAUGCCUGCAUUUGCUGUCAUUUUUGCUGAAAUUCUUGGGGUGUUUUCAAUCGAAAGUAGAGAUGAACAAGAAAAAGAGAUCACCAAAUAUGUCCUAAUGUUUGUAGGAUUGGCUGGACUAAGUCUUAUAACAUAUUUUCUCCAGGGCUACAUGUUUGGAAGAUCAGGGGAAUAUCUCACAAUGAGGCUCCGAUCUCUGUCCUUCAAGGCUAUGCUUAGACAGGAAAUUGCAUUUUUUGAUGACCAUGACAAUAGUGUUGGAGCUCUUUGUACACGCCUGUCAACUGAUGCUUCACAGGUUCAAGGGGCAGCGGGCGCUAAACUUGGCUCAAGUUUAAUGGGUUUAUGCAGUAUUCUGACUGGCCUGAUCAUUGCGUUCAUCUACAGUUGGAAACUCACACUUCUGAUUAUAGCAUUCCUUCCCUUUCUUGUGAUUGGUGGAGCUCUUCAAAUGAAAAUGUUGGCAGGGGCUGCUGGGAAAAAUAAAGAGGCUUUGGAAGCUGCUGGCAAGAUUGCUAUUGAAUCUAUCGAGAACAUCAAAACUGUUGCCUCGCUGACUCGAGAAGAAAUGUUCUACAAGAAGUUUAGUGCUGAGCUCGACAUUCCAUACAACGAAGCGCUAAAGAAAGCACAUGUGAUUGGAAUCUCAUUUUCGUUCUCUCAGGCUGUCAUGUUCUUUGCGUAUGCGGCUUCUUUCUGGCUAGGGGCAUACUUGGUUCAACAGUCAGAAAUAGAUUAUGUUGAUGUGUUUAAGGUAUUCUCAGCUAUUGUAUUUGGUGGUAUGGCGAUUGGAGAAGCGAGUUCAUUUGCUCCGGAUGCUGCGAAGGCAGAACAAUCAGCAAAGGAAAUUUUCAAACUACUUGACAGGGAACCGAAGAUUGACAGUUACUCUGACGAGGGCUGCAAAUUGCUUGAGGAAGACACAGAAGAAAAGGGAAAGUAUAGAAGUACCGUUGUCUUCUCUGAUGUCAAAUUUGUGUACCCAACACGACCAGAUACAAAAGUGUUGACAGGACUGAAUUUAAUUGUGCCUCAAGGUCAGACGGUGGCGCUAGUCGGUAGUUCAGGUUGUGGUAAGAGUACAACUGUACAGCUGACUGAGAGAUUUUAUGAUGCAGAGGAUGGAGCAGUUUACCUCGAUGGAAACAAUUUGAAAGAUUUGAACCUGAAAUGGUUGAGGUCACAGAUUGGUAUUGUUUCUCAGGAACCCGUUCUGUUUGACAGAAGUAUUGGAGAAAAUAUUGCAUAUGGGGAUAACGAACGCCAGGUGUCUAUGGAUGAGAUCAUGGCGGCGGCCAGAAAAGCAAAUAUUCAUCAGUUUAUAACUUCACUACCUCAGGGUUAUGACACGAAUGUUGGAGAGAAGGGAGCCCAGCUUAGUGGAGGUCAGAAACAGAGGGUGGCUAUAGCCCGGGCUUUGGUCAGGAACCCUAAAAUACUUCUCUUAGAUGAGGCUACAUCUGCGUUGGAUACUGAAAGUGAAAAGGUUGUACAAGAGGCAUUAGACGUGGCUAGGGAGGGAAGAACCAGCAUUGUUAUCGCCCAUAGACUUUCUACAAUCCAGAAUGCUGACAAAAUCUGCGUGAUACGUCAUGGUGUCGUCACAGAGGAAGGCACACACAGUGAACUCUUGAAGAAGCAAGGGUUCUACUACAAACUUAACAUGGCACAGCAGAGAAAGAAACAGUAAUUAAAAUUAAUCAAACAUGUUGCAGUGUACAGAAUUGCAACCACAAUUCGUUUUGAGUGCUUUAGAAAUCCCGACUUUGUUUAGGAGGUUGAUAUUGAACUGUCAAGAGCAGUUUUAGCUUGUGUAUACUGUAAUUUACAGCUACUCUCAGGUAUAGUGAAAGAUUAGCCAUUCUUUGGUUCUUGUAUUGACUUUUCAGUCAGUUUGUUUGAUGUUGUGAAAUUUUCAACCAUUUUGGUUGUUGCAUUGAAAUGUUCUGUAAUUCUGGUUGGUGUAUAGACAUUUUUAGUAAUUUUACUCAAUAAAAAGAAAUAUUCAGCCAUUUAGCCAAUGCAGGGAAUUAACAAACAUUUCAUACUGUCACUGCACUGCAGUUAAAUGCUUAGUUUGGUUGGUAGACUGCAUGUUUCAGGUAUUAUAUUUAUUACAAUGAAAUUUACAAUCAGUUUUGCCACUGUGGGGAAAUUUAUAAGCUGUUUGGCCACUAAAGUGAAAUUUACAAUCAGUUUUGCCACUGUGGUGAAAU